Molecule: messenger RNA, 2110 nt
Organism: Oldenlandia corymbosa var. corymbosa
Lineage: Eukaryota; Viridiplantae; Streptophyta; Magnoliopsida; Gentianales; Rubiaceae
Source: the annotation of a GenBank genome assembly
CUUGUUUCUUUCUUCCUUUUUUUAUUUUUAUUUUUUAACUUAAAGCAACCUUUUCUCGCCACUAAGUUCUUUAAAAAGUAUCUUCUCCUAGCUAUUAGUGCUAUUUAGGUACUUACUACAUAUUCAAAUCUUCUCCUCUAUUGAAAACUAAACCAGAAUCAUAAUUAUUCGAUCAAGAUGUCUUCAGAGGCAGCUCCAUCAGUACUGCUUCAUUUUGAAUAUCCCUCCAGAAUCUCGGAAGAGAUGUACAAAGGACAUGAAAGCGCAUCGUACCAGGUUUUAUUCAUGAGCCAGGCAGGAUCAAGGGAUAUCAAGUUUGAGACGGAUCUUUCUUGGAUUAUUCCAAACGACCAUACUCAGGUCUCUAACUUUGCAGAUGAAUCCUCUUCAAUAAGUACUAUUAAUAAUGAGAUCACAGCACCGCCAAUCAACACAACAAUUCGUAUCUCCAAUCAAACCAGCAACUUUACUGUUACGAGUCAUGAAGUACCAGAACCAAACAAUGCUACUCGCCGCGGAGAGCUUAAUUCUUCAAGUGCGGGACAAUCAUCCAAAGAUAUUGGUUCGGAAACUUUAAAUUUUGUUGCUUACAGUUCGAUAAAUAGACAAUUUUUAUAAGGUGGGGAAUGUUAACUACAUUGGUUUUGGUACAUACGAUGAAUUAAUAAUAUCGAGUGGCUAGCUAAUCAAUCAUGAAGAUCGAGGAGUUUUCUAUGUCUGCCAUUUCAAAAUUAUUUUACACUAUCUCUGUCUAAAAAAAAAAAUAGUCCAAUUAAGUUUUUAAAUUUGUACUAAAUACAUACUCUUUCGGUCCAACAAAAAUAAUGAGCAUUACAAUUUAUGAAUUAACUGUUUCUAGUUUUUUUUAAAAAAAAUAUAAUCCACAUUGCGUUGCAAAAUCUCUAGUAUUAAUGAAUUUUGUAUCGUUUAGCUAAUGAGGUACGAGUGGUUCCGAACUUGUUGUUAAGCACAAGAAUUCCCUAGUUAUUGGUCGAUCCAGCAUAAAGCCGGGCAGAGAAAAAGGUUGAAUGCAUAAUGUGCUAAAAUAAUUAAAUCAACAUUUAUUGUCAUUUUCUUUUGUUGAUUAUGAUGUAUAUAUAUUCCAUUAUUUAUUAUGUUAUUUUAAUUUUUUUAAAUGUUUAUCUUAUUUUUCAAAUUCUGCGACAACAUUUAUUUUUUCCAUUUUUUUGUUGGGAAGAAAAGGUACACAUUUUGACUAUUAAUUUCUUGUUUUGACAACAGAUGAUACGAGGCAAGAUCACCAUGUGACACUAGUCUGUAAAUCGUGUGGUGAUAUUUUUGAAGAAAGUGGAAGAAAGAAUAAGCCUAGUGAGGAAGAGUGGUUGCCCAGCAAUAUGUGCAAUAAUUGCCGGAAAAUGGUGGUUGAUGCCGGAACAGAUUCCGGUCUUCCACGUCCAAACCUCAAUAGUUCUCAAAAAAGGGAUGAGGAGGAUGAAAACAUUUCAUGGUACUUAAUACCAGCAAUUACAACUCUUAUCUUAAUUAUUUUGUGAAAUUUUUUUAUUAUAUACUAAUUGCUAGGUUCUAUUUUUAUUUUUAUUUUUAUUUUUUUUAUUCAUAUCUCAUAACAAUGAUAGUGUAGAUCACUAUAAGAUCAAUAUGUUCCGUCUUAUACCAGGUUUUAUAAGUAUCGAUAACUAACAACAACUUAAUUAUAAUAACAGUUGGUGUUGGCUGUGUUAGCUAGCUAUUACACGAGACAUUGUCAUACCGCAGUGGCGAAGAAUAUUUUUUUUCAUCGACAUAAAAUUCUUAAGUUCUGGAUAAGAAGUAAGGGAUCAAUCAAAUGCAGAUAUCUACGUUGAAGGCAUCUGAAACAUCAGCUGGACGUCGAAGUUCAACUCUAACCUCUUCCUCUUGAUGCGUGCAUCAAGGCUCUUCUAAAAGCCUAGUUUCCAAGUGAAUAGUUAUUAAGAAACUUGGUCUUCUUUGAUGCGUGUUUAAAUUUUUGUUUUCUUUUAUUUAAAUGAAUAUGAACUUUAUGCAAGGAAGUUACCCAUAUUCUAUAUUUAUAGAUCCAUCAUGAUUUAAAAGCACAACUGUUUAGAAUAUAUACUCGACUUUUUGAUAUACACAGGUUGAAAAGGGG